AUGAGUAAACGUGAUUCGAAGAUAGUAGGUCACCUUAUAGCUGGGAGCCCAACCACGGGAUUAGCGUAUAUUGUCCCCUUCCCAAACUUGCUCGACAGUGUGGGAGAGACUCUUGGCGGUGAGUGGAGCACAUGGAAUGACUCACUCAACCCUCUAAAUUUCUUCGGAAAUCGUUCUAUGCCGGAUGACCUCUCCAUCGCACGAAUCCCAAGCACCUUCACGGCAGGUAUCGGAUCUGACAUCUUACAGCCGCAAAUUGACAACAAGAGCCUCCCCUUCCGGUCUAACUCGCCCGAAGGAGUGAAAACUUUAGAGCCUCCUCAUCAUCAAACAGCAGAGCUGAAAUCCGGCCAUUUGACCAUUUCUAAAGCACUUGACUUGAUUCGAGACGAUCGUGCCAAGCCUCUCAUCGUCACGAAAUUUCUCGAGCGUACUGAUCAUGAAAUAUGGACAAAGAUUCAGCUACAUCCGACGACGUAUGUGAUGAAUCAAGAGGAACACGAUGUACUGAUACACUUCAAAGAGCUCCAUAAAGAUCAUCCUGACUUCAAACCCGCCAUAGCUCGAUUCUUGGAAACCUACAAAGGCGAUCCUGCCCAGCUACCCCAGGGAUCAGAUCAACGCUAG
Messenger RNA from Bacidia gigantensis, 627 nucleotides. RefSeq lists its product as uncharacterized. The coding region runs from base 1 to 627 and encodes 208 amino acids. NCBI's taxonomy places the organism in Eukaryota, Fungi, Ascomycota, Lecanoromycetes, Lecanorales, Ramalinaceae. The transcript has a single exon. The record is from RefSeq and is a predicted model, not a curated record.